AUGCGUGGGGCGUGCGCAUGCGCGGUGGUGUGCGCGUUGGUGGCGCUGUGUGCGGCCGGCGGGCCGGACGAGGAGAGCCUUGCCGCCGCCGAGCGGCAGCUGCUGGCACUGCUGGGGCUGCCCCGGCGCCCUUCGCCCCGUUCCCGCCCGCCGACACCAGUGCCGCAAGCUAUGCGCAUCUUGUAUGAUAUGCGAGGCGCGCUUCCUGCCGCCGCCGCCAACACGGUGCGCUCUUUCUACCACACCGCUACGGACCUCGACGACCGCUUCCCUCAGGAGCAUCGCUUUCGCCUAUAUUUCAACAUAAGUGGCGUACCCGGCGACGAGGUCGCUCGCGGCGCGGAUGUCACCUUUCAACGCGCCGUCGGUGUCGUCGGCACGCAGAGGCUGCUGCUCUACGAUGUGGUCCGCCCGGGCAGACGAGGAAAGAGCGAACCCAUUUUGAGACUCCUCGAUUCAAUUCCGCUACGACCCGGCCAAGGCUCGGUCGCGGCGGACGCCCUCAGCGCGGCGAGAAGGUGGCUCAAGGAACCGCUACAUAAUCAUGGCCUAUUAGUGCGCGUCAUAGACGAGACCGUAGGUAAUGAAAGUAUAAAAUUUCCACAUAUUCGCGUCCGACGGCGCGCCACAGACGAGCACGAGGAAUGGAGCGCUAUCCAGCCUCUGCUGAUGCUUUACACGGAGGACGCGAGAGCCAGAACGGCUCGGGAGCGUGGAGAGACGUCGCUGACUAGAAAUAAGAGAGCGACGCAGCGCAAGGGCCACCGGCCUCACCACAGGCGCAAGGAGGCGCGGGAGAUCUGCCAGCGGCGCCCUCUGUUCGUGGACUUCGCGGAUGUGGGUUGGAGUGACUGGAUUGUCGCCCCCCAGGGCUACGAAGCCUACUAUUGCCAGGGCGACUGCCCCUUCCCAUUAGCGGAUCACCUCAAUGGUACUAACCAUGCGAUUGUGCAGACUUUAGUGAACUCAGUGAAUCCGGCCGCGGUGCCGAAAGCGUGUUGUGUGCCGACGCAACUUUCCUCUAUAUCUAUGUUGUAUAUGGACGAAGUGAACAAUGUGGUGCUUAAAAACUAUCAAGACAUGAUGGUGGUAGGGUGCGGCUGCCGAUGA
Molecule: messenger RNA, 1110 nt
Organism: Pieris macdunnoughi
Lineage: Eukaryota; Metazoa; Arthropoda; Insecta; Lepidoptera; Pieridae
Source: the annotation of a GenBank genome assembly